UCUUCUAACUUCUUGGAACUCAGCACAUACAACAAUGGCGAGAACUCGUUUCCUCUUGUCGACAACUUUGUUGUUGCUGCUAUUCCAAUACUGUUGUGUAUACAUACCUAUCUUAAUAACGGGUUCCGUAGCAGCACAAACCAACAUCAGCACAGAUCAGUUUGCUCUUCUUGCCCUCAAAUCCCAUAUCACCAUUGAUCCUCAAAACAUCUUGACCACCAACUGGUCUACCUCCAAUUCCGACAUUUGCAACUGGGUUGGCGUUACUUGCGGCGCACGCCACCUUAGAGUGACAACCUUGAAUCUCUCCUACAUGGGUCUCACUGGCACCAUCCCUCCCCACCUAGGCAACCUCUCAUUUCUUGUUCAAUUGGAAUUUAGAAACAACAGUUUUGGUGGUACCUUGCCCCCGGAAUUGUCUAAUCUACGCAGGCUGAAGUUGAUUAGCUUUGAAUUCAAUGACUUUGAAGGAACCAUUCCAUCAUGGUUCGGCUUGUUAUCUAAACUUCAAACCUUCAAUUUGUACGGUAAUCAAUUUUCGGGUUCCAUACCAAACGCCAUCUUCAACUUAUCUGCACUUCAAGUACUUAAUCUAAGAAGCAACCAGCUAUCCGGUACCAUACCAAGAGAAAUCGAGAGGUUAACAGUGUUGCAAGAGAUAUUACUUGGAAAUAACAAUUUCAAAGGUAGCAUAGCAAGAGAAAUUGGGAACUUAACCAUGCUCAAGAGGAUAUACCUUGAUUUUAACAUGUUCGAAGAAAUUCCAAACUUGAUUGGCAGUAAAGAUGAGGUGGAGUGGUUGUUUGUGCAGGCUAAUGCCCUAAAAGGCCCUAUUCCCUUGACUGUCUUCAACAUGUCCUCUUUGACAAUUUUGGCUCUAAACAGAAACAACUUAAGUGGUAGUUUUCCAGACAAUAUAUGCCAACAUCUUCCAAGUAUCCAGGUGUUAAAUUUGGCUUACAACGAGUUUGAUGGUCCACUUCCACACAAGUUAUGGCAGUGCAAAGAGCUCCUUAGUUUGGUAUUGGACUAUAAUAAUUUCAGUGGAAGCAUACCAAGAAGUAUUGGAAACUUGACCCAGUUAACACGGCUUGGUUUUAGCAACAACACCUUAACGGGUACUAUACCAUAUGAAGUUGGCAAUCUUCAAAGUCUACAGUAUUUGUCACUCGAUUUUAGCAAUCUCAACGGCCCCAUUCCAUCCACAAUCUUCAAUAUGUCAAAGAUGACAGUACUUUCACUUGUUGGUAAUCAACUCUCAGGUAGCCUCCCAGCAGACAUAGGCCUUGGAGUUCCGAACCUGCAAAGUAUAUAUUUAGCACUGAAUAAACUCAACGGAGCAAUUCCCAACUUUAGCUCCAAUGGUUCCAAGCUCAUUCAUUUAAGCCUGUCCGACAACUCAUUUUCCGGGUUUAUUCCUAACAAGUUAUGUGCCUUAACAAACCUUGAGGUUCUUAGCUUAUACCGAAAUAAUUUAACGGUGGACACUUCAACUCCAGAAGUAAACAUCCUUUCUUGUUUCGGUAAUCUUAGAAAUCUUAGGGCAUUCAUCCUGGGACGUAAUCCGUUAAACACUCAUCUUCCUAUUUCUUCUUGGAAUCUCUCUACAUCGUUAGAGCAACUUACUUUAGACCAUUGCAAUUUGAAGGGUAGCAUUCCCAUUGAAAUUGGCAACUUGAGCAGCCUGAUAUCCUUAAACCUGGCAUCCAAUCAAUUGAGCGGGUUAAUUCCAACUUCUAUUGGAAGACUAGGGAGUCUCCAAGGUUUGUAUUUGGUUGAUAACAAGUUGCAAGGAUAUAUUCCCGAUGACCUUUGUCAACUAAACAAACUAGCUGUAUUAUAUUUGAGUCAGAAUCAACUGUCUGGUUUUAUACCUUCUUGCUUAGGUAAUCUAUCUGCAAAUCUUAGAAUUCUAUCAUUAGCGUCCAAUUCGUUAACUUCUACACUGCCAUCUACAUUGUGGGAACUUGGACAAGUCUGGUUCUUUAACUUGUCAUUAAAUCUUCUAAAUGGAUCUCUGUCACAAGAUAUCGGCAAGUUGAAGGUUGUGUCAUACAUGGAUCUAUCAAGCAACAAUUUAUUUGGUGUUAUACCAAGCAGCGUUGGGGAUCUUCUAGAUUUAACUAGUCUCUCCUUGGCAGAUAAUAAUUGUGAAGGCCCUAUUCCCAGUUCAUUCGGCAAAUUGAAAGGCCUGAUACGGUUGGAUUUAUCCAAGAACAGUUUGUCUGAAGCAAUUCCAAAGUCGCUAGAAGCACUCUUGAAUCUGAAGUACCUGAAUUUUUCUUUCAACCAACUCCAAGGGGAAAUUCCAGAAGGCGGACCUUUCAAAAACUUCUCCGCUCUAUCAUUUGUCUCGAAUAAGGCGUUGUGUGGUGCAGCUCGACUCCACGUCCCACCAUGCAAAAACAAUACACUUCAACCAAAUUCAAGGAAAGCUAGUUCAUCCAACUUGAAAUAUAUUAUUCCAGCAAUAAUCAUAGCAGCAAUAUUCCUAGUAGCCAUUGUGUCGAUAUUUAUACUGCACAGGAAAAGGAAAAUUGAAGUUGCAACAGAGGCUACCGUGUUACCACAAUCUCUUUGGAGAAGAGUUUCACGCCUGGAACUUCUAAGGGCGACAAAUGGAUUUAACGACAGCAACUUACUUGGAAGUGGGGGUUUUGGCUCAGUAUAUAAAGGGACACUCUCAGAUGGGAUAGAUGUUGCAGUAAAGAUUUUCGAUUUGCAGCUAGAAGGGGCUUUCAAGAGUUUUGAGAGGGAAUGUGAAACGCUGAGUAAUAUUCGGCACCGAAAUCUUAUCAAAAUCAUUAGCUGUUGCAGCCAAUUGGAUUUCAAAGCCUUGGUACUGAACUAUAUGCCUAAUGGUAGCCUUGAGAAGUGGUUGUAUUCUCGUAACUCUUCUUUUGAUAUCCUAAAUAGGUUGAAUAUAAUGGUAGAUGUUGCAUUGGCAUUGGAAUAUCUCCACCAUGGUUAUUCAGUGCCAAUUGUCCAUUGUGAUUUGAAGCCAAGCAAUAUCCUACUGGAUGAUGAGAUGGUUGCACAUGUUGCGGAUUUUGGCAUUUCAAAACUCUUGGGUUUCGGGGAUUCCAUGACCCAAACCAUGACCCUAGCCACAGUUGGGUAUAUGGCUCCAGAGUACGGGAUGGAUGGAAUUGUUUCGACGCAAGGGGAUGUGUACAGUUUUGGUAUUGUAGUCAUGGAAACAUUCACAAAAAUGAAGCCUACGAAUGAAAUGUUUGUUGAGGAAAUGAAUCUAAAGCAAUGGGUUGCAAAUUCACUAUCAUCAGAAGCAAUAGCUGAAGUUGUGGAUGCCAGUUUAUUUGUAACACAAGAGGAAGACCCUGAUUUUGUGACGAAGAUAGAUUGCUUAUCGUCCAUUAUGCGAUUAGCUCUUGCUUGCUGUGCAGAGCUACCAGGCGAGAGAAUAAACAUGCAAGAAGCAGUAGCCACACUCAAAAAAACAAAACUCAAGUUUUUGAAGGAUGCUGCAAGAAGUGCGCAGUCAAACCGUCCUCUUGUUCGUGCACUUUGA
Messenger RNA from Pyrus x bretschneideri (Chinese white pear), 3529 nucleotides. RefSeq names its product probable LRR receptor-like serine/threonine-protein kinase At3g47570. The transcript has 6 exons. Gene Ontology annotation, biological process: protein phosphorylation. Gene Ontology annotation, molecular function: protein kinase activity; ATP binding; receptor serine/threonine kinase binding. NCBI's taxonomy places the organism in Eukaryota, Viridiplantae, Streptophyta, Magnoliopsida, Rosales, Rosaceae. The record is from RefSeq and is a predicted model, not a curated record. Bases 35 to 3529 code for a protein of 1164 amino acids.